Molecule: messenger RNA, 783 nt
Organism: Suillus clintonianus
Lineage: Eukaryota; Fungi; Basidiomycota; Agaricomycetes; Boletales; Suillaceae
Product: kinase-like domain-containing protein
Exons: 1
Coding region: 131-727 (198 amino acids)
Biological process (GO): peptidyl-serine phosphorylation; autophagy
Cellular component (GO): cytoplasm
Molecular function (GO): protein serine/threonine kinase activity; ATP binding
Source: RefSeq, a predicted model, not a curated record
CCCUUCUUUUCCCCUAAAACCAACCCAGCCUGAUACCAGCUCAUCAACCAAGUACUCUCGCCCCUCAAAUUUAACAUUCAACCUCACGUCUCGUUUGAAACUGCUUCCUUCCAAACCAACCUGAUCAGCAAUGAAUUAUCAACAGGAAGCACUCCCAAUUCCAAACUUAUCUGGUCAGUGGGUCGGCCACGGUCGUUUCAAGCUGGUCGAGUUGAUUGGCUACGGCUCCUCCGGAACCGUCUAUCUCGCUCUCGACACUCAGUCAGACCCAUGGAAUCCUGUGUACUAUGCCAUCAAGUGCUUGCGAAACAAAGAGCUCUGCCGAGAAGGUCUCAUGUGGCAGAAACGAGAGAUCGCAUGCCACUACGUGGUAUCUAGAUCGUCGUCGCCGAAUAUUUGCAAACUUCACCACAUCAUCGAGGAAGGACUAUACAUGUACUGCGUAUUCGACUACUGCCCUGGUGGGGACCUAUUUACCGCCAUCCGGUUGCGAACGUACGAAGGAAAUGUUCCGCUCAUUAAGAAAGCCUUCAUCGAGCUUCUCGAUGGCAUAUUUGUCUGUCACACCGCCGGCGUAUAUCACCGCGUCUUAAAUCCAGAGAACAUUCUCUGUGUUGAGUCUGGGUCGGGCAUCCGUAUUGCAGAUUUUGGGCUGGCGACAACUAAUCUUGUCAAUAUGGAAUUCAACGUAGGCAGUCGGGAUUACAUGAGUUCUGGUAUGUCGUAAAUCGCAUGAGGUCGCUAUCUGACAAUUCUACUUUUUCAGAAUGUAAUUAUGAGAUG